This is a messenger RNA of Zychaea mexicana, 5732 nucleotides long. RefSeq lists its product as uncharacterized. NCBI's taxonomy places the organism in Eukaryota, Fungi, Mucoromycota, Mucoromycetes, Mucorales, Lichtheimiaceae. The coding region runs from base 106 to 5526 and encodes 1806 amino acids. The record is from RefSeq and is a predicted model, not a curated record. The transcript is spliced from 9 exons.
GCUUUCUCUCUUUCUUAACGUUCCGCCACCUCACCCCCCUCCUCCACCCUCACUCUAAAUUUCCUGAACAUUUCCUUACCUUAUACCAGCACCAACAACAACACAAUGCAAAGUCGUUUGGAGCUUGUACGCUCCAAUAUGAUGGGUGGAGAAGGAACCGAGGAAAAAGUAGAGGUGAAUCAACGACAUCUUAUCGACAAGAUCUUGGCCCGCUAUUCCGCGGAAUAUGUACUCUAUCGAGAACUUAUGCAGAAUGCAGACGACGCAACUUCUACAACCGUCGAGAUUCAGUUUCAUACCGGUCAGAGCGAUCCAACCAAACCCAACCUGUCCGCUAAAAUGAAUAAGAUCACUUUUAAGAAUAACGGUAUACCGUUCCGCCCUGAAGAUUGGUCUCGUUUGAAACGAAUAGCUGAAGGAAAUCCUGGUAAUAGUUGGCUACAAAGAAACUAUUUUGAUCAAGUGAGAUGUGUGUUCGUACGUACUAUAUAUUUUUCUAAACUUACAAAAUUGUAUACAGAUGAGCAAAAGAUUGGUGCCUUUGGUGUCGGGUUUUACUCGUUGUUUUCCGUAUGUGAAAAUCCAUUUGUGUUCUCUGGAUCACAAUGCAUGGCAUUCUAUUUUAAAGGCGAUCAGCUCUUUGCCAAACGAGCUGAUGUGCCAGAAGAGAAUCGGGAUUCUUGGACUUCAUUUUUGAUGGAUUUAAGGGAGCCUAUGGAGUUACCAAACUUGGAUGAUUUUGCCAAGUUCUUAUCUACGAGCAUGGGAUUUACUGCCAACCUGCGAAAAAUUACAGUUAAGUUCGACCAGCACGUGAUAUUUUCCAUCAACAAGGGCAUGGGCGAGCCAGAAACGAUGACAGUCGACGCACGAAAAGUACACACCUCAUCACCGCAACGUAUGUUCACCAUCACCGGGGCUAGUAUGCGCAAAAUCCAGCUGAGCACAGAGAAAUACGCACCACCCAGCAUGCUUUCACUCAUUUACAACAAACGACCUGUUGAUUCGUCCUCGGGACUUCCGAUGGAAAAAGCCAACAUAUUUCUACGCGUUGUGACAGCAUCACUCGACGUCAGCGUACCACGUAACUUUGAACGAGAAAUGGAACGAUCAACAAAGAAAAAACCACCCAAACAGACCAAUUUCCAGCUAGUGUAUACCGGACGCGAGGAAUUGGAUGCGUCGGAAAACAAUAGUGCCAUAUUUAAAGACCUGAUACCCUUCCCUAACCAAGGUCGUGUCUUUAUUGGAUUUCCAACACAUCAAACGACCGGUUGCUGCUCACACAUGGCUGCUCGAUUCAUUCCCAGUGUCGAACGCGAAAGCAUUGAUUUUGCCGAACGAUAUCUGCGCAUUUGGAAUACUGAAUUAUUGGCGGUCGGCGGCCUAUUGUGUCGCAUCGUCUACAACAGCGAGAUGGAGCAAAUCCAUCGGCUGUAUCGAGAACUCGUCGGUUAUAAUGAUGUUGUGGAUAAGUCUUCUGCUGCAACUACCGCAGACGACGCCAAAGUCAUGUUGGAAAGACAAGCAGCGCAUGCAUUAGCAUCAUUUACAUUUCAAAACUCAACGCCCAGUCCGCUUGUCGGUAGUGUGCAAGAAGAACAAUUCUUCAAAUCAAGCAAAACUCCUGCUAUGGUCAUGACAUCACACGGUGUGCAGGCUGCUACCCAGACACGCAUCCUGCCAGAACCUGUUUUCAAUUCGCCUCAGCUUUUGAAUGACUUUAUAAAAACGAUUCCCACGAUUACGCCCGUGAUGCUUCAAACCUGCAAAGAUAGUGUAGAAAAGCUGAAAUCGUUUGGUAUUCUACGUACGCUGGAUAUGAAUGAUGUCCUCAAGGAAUUGGAAGCUCGGCCUUUGAACACGAGCGAAAUGACGGCGUGCAUGAAAUGGUGGAUCGAUCAAAACAAAAACGCACGGAUUGCUGGAGCAGACAUACUUCAAGCACGGAAGCGGUUCCUGGAUGCUGCUAUUUUGUCUACAGACAAUAAUGAUCGGUUGGUGGCAUUGUCUACCAUCAAAUGGUGGAUCAAUCCAAAAAGGAUUCCUCUUGAUAUGCCUGUACCUGAAUCCGUGCUGCCUUUCUCUGUGAGCAAGUCGCUUUAUAGCGCAGAUCUUGCGACUUGCUUUGGAGAUUGGUGUGAGCUAUCUAUGGUUGAGUGGGUUCGCUAUAUCGUUGAUAAUGCCAAGGAGCUUGAAGUAUCUGCCACGUUUGCUGAACGUACACUGCUCGUUGUCUCUCGAGGAUACAGUCAUACUUCUACAAAAGGUCAAGCCGAAAUCUGCAAGAUAUUGCAAGGCAAAAAGUGUGUACCUACAAGAAAUGGUAUGAAACUACCUCACGAGUCGUACUUUGAGACUGUCAAACUUUUUGAUGACCUACCAAUUGUCCGUUUUGAAAAUACCAAGCAUACGAUCAGCGAUGUUUUCCUUGCAGCACUGGGUGUUCGAAAGCACGUAGAACUACAGUUGGUGUUUGACCGACUAAUCUCGGAUGGUAGCUGGUCUCAUGUCGAUCUGGUGAAAUAUCUUACAAGUGUUCAAAGUACGCUGAGUCAGACCGAAGUGGUUCGAUUACGCGAGACACCCAUCUUUACAAAAGAAGGCGAAGAGCCCAAGACGAAGACUGUCGAACGUAAGACUGGAGCAGUUGACGCAGAAGGCAAACCUGUGAUCGAAAAGCGCCAGAAACAAAUUUACCGUCGAUACAAGGCCAAGGAUCUCUAUAUGCCUACAGAGAACCUCAGGAGCUUGAAUUUGCCAUUAAUUGAUUGGAAACAGCAAAAUGGUAGCCGUGGCAAUAGCGGUGGCUGGCGCUCCGGCAGUGACGAAGCACGAUUCAUGGAAAAGCUUGGCUUGCUUUCUUCACCAUCUGUAUCGACCAUCCUGACACUUGCAUCGCCUGAAACCAACAACCGGCAGCUGCAGAUGCGGGCACUACACUAUUUCAUAGACAACCACAAACAAUACGAAGAUUCGUAUCAUCCAUCACAAAUUGAUAUGACGUUCUUACCAUGCUCGGAUGGUAAAACGUACUCAAUGCCGAGAGACUGUUUUACCAACCCAGACGUUCAAGUGCUUGGAUUCCAUGCGCUGCACCGGGACCUUGUCUGCGUCCGAGACAAAUUGGGGAUCCGAGAAAACCCAGACGCUAAGCGACUCGUGGAUGCCUUUCUACAGAAAGUCACCAAGGACGUUACUCAAGCCAAGCGGAUAUUUGAAUACAUGGCAAGUCGUAUGGGUGAUAUCGGCUAUGAGCAAUGGCCCAAGCUGCGUGACGUUAAGUUUAUUCCCGUCAAAUCCCAUCAAGGCGAUACCGUUUUGAUAGAACCUGCUCAGUGCUACUUUGAAUCAGGAGAGGCGACUUUCCACAAAGAGUUAUUUUUAUAUGUGGAUUUUGGCCAACUUGCCAAUUCAUUCCUACGCUCAUGCGGUGUCAAGGACGAGCCCACUACCAUGGAAUUGGCAUCCAUGCUUGUCAAGGAUCCGUCCCGCUUCUGGAACCUCAGUGGUGGCGGCGAGCGUUAUUUGGCUGUAUUGAGACAAAUAGCGGGCCAGUAUUAUCAUCUCAAAAGCAAUAGACGGUUAUUGCAAGAUAUGAAAAAUACUCCUUUCCUCGUUGGUAUCAAACGGAGUCAAAUGGGAUCCGGCCCAGGAUCAGAUCAGCAGCAACUUACAGUACCUGCCGCAACAAAUGGUAUAACUGACAACAACAACAACAACAACGAUGAUGACCAAAAGGAACAAGAUGAAUUCGUUCAAUAUCGACUGGCUCAAGCAAGCGAUAUUUUCAUCAUUGACGAUACCAUGGCACAGCAAAUAUUUUCACCCCUAUCAGCACCCAUGGAGCCUUUGCUCGAAGAGUUCUAUGCGCAUUUGGGAAGCGAUCGGUUGUCAAGACAAAUCAAAGAAACCUAUACAUAUAGCUAUAAUAUGGGCGUCACUAAUCGAUCUAAAGCCGUUACUGAUGCCAUUUUUGAACGUGUACCCAUCAUCAUCUACCAAAUGAUGAGCGAUAACCCGCAGCGACAAAAAGAGUUGUGUCACGACGAAAAAUAUGUAAAGAGAAACUUAAAGGUGAUCCAAGCAAAAGAGCUCAGAAUCAACCGAAAAUUCAAACAUACAGGCGAGCACAAUGUACAACCGACGACUGCAUGCACCGAUAAAAGCAGCUUCACCAUAUACAUAUCCAGCAUGGGCGAGAUAGACUAUUACGAUAUCGCAAAUGCGUUAUGCGCCUUAAUAUUUACACGUGUUCGCUUCAACGAUGCGAUUGUAGUUGAACGAUACUUGACUGCAACACUCACAAGUCUUCGACGAAAAGGUGUUCCAGUGGACCGUAUUUUAAACAUCCGGAAAAACGUUGAGAAACAAAAGAUUUCCCCUCCAAUGGAGCGAAGCAGCCCAAUACACUCACCGCCAUCAACAUCACCCAUUCAUCCAACACUUACCCCGGCACAACUUGACCAGUGCACAAAACAAGUGCUCGAAGUAUUUGGCGAUUGUCAAGAAGGCUAUGUCCGGCAAUUAUUGGCACAGGAACGCGAGAACCACGCCGAGAAUGUCAUCAACAAGCUUUUGAAUGACAAUGAUUACCCACGCAAUUCAGAGGUCAAGAGUGAUAAAGAGGUUGCAGCACAAGAGGCCAAGAACAACAACGCUCAUCGUUCUGAAGGCGUGGAAAAUGUUCCCGCUGAUCAAGGAGGGGCAGGAGGAUUGCUGGAUCGAAUCUGGUCUUGGAGAGGCUCACGGCAAUCCACACCCACACCACCACCUCCCAAAUCGCCCAUCGAGAAGGAACUUCCACAGCCGCAGACACCCGAAAAACAACCCGUCAAAAAGCCUAUGUUACCCGAUGCAGAAGAAACCAUCACUCCCAACUACACAUCCAAUGUCAAGCAGAAUUUACGUCGAGCCAUCCAUUCAUGCAAAUCCUAUACUGACCAACACCUGUUCUCGCGCCCGCAAAUCAACCAAGUCGCCGAAUCCAACUACUACUGCGAUGUCAAACCACAGCAAAACCUUGUUUCGUCCGGCCGUGUCAAGGGAAUCUCCUUUUAUGUAUACCGCGAUGUGGUUGCAGAGGACGUGCACCAACAAUACAGCGGUGCCAUGAGCCGUUUUGUCGACAUUAUCAAGGGACUGGCAACCGUCUUUGAGCUCAAGGAAAGCAGCCUGCAUUUAUUUUAUGACACACAAGGCUCGACAAUUGCAUUCAAUGUGAACGGCAGCUUAUUUUUGAACCUACGAUACUAUGUGGCGCUCCACGAGACGGACGAUUCAGCACAAUCCAAAGCAAAGCGUAAAGAAGCGCUUAUCUACUGGUUCAUGACAUUUUGUCAUGAGUUGGCGCACAAUUUUGUCAGUGGCCAUUGUUCCGAACACGAGUUUUACAUGUCCUCGUUUGCCGAAGUGUAUCUCGAAUCGUUGAUGCAUUAUCUCGCUGCCGAUAACAACUCUGCUACCAGUGCAAAUCCUGCUCGGGCUUCCACCGUGUCCGAUCACUCAGGGGCAACGCUGAUAUAGAUCUGAAUGUGUGUGUCUGUGUACGUGUGUAUAGUCGUAAACAAGAAAUAUAUAUAAUUGUACAGUUGGAAUACAAAAAGACAAUUUUUUUGUGUUAUUCGUUUAUUGUGGUUGUGUGGCGUUGAUGACUGUAGGUGUGUAAUAGUGUAGUGGAUGAUGGUUUUGUGAUUUAUUCGUCGGCCUUGGCCUCUACACGCUUCUUGAAG